AUGAAUUUACAAAAUAUUAUAAAGAGCCCUAAUGACAGAUCGUUCCCAGUUAUUAAUAGGCCAGCAUUAUAUGUGAGAGAAGAAUACAAGGACAUUUAUCAUCUAUUGAUCAAUAAUUCAUCAACUGGUUCCUGUCAUAAGUUCAUUGUCACUGGAACAUCAGGUGUAGUCAGAAAUUCUAUUGCUUUGAUAAAGGUGGAAUUGAUGUUGGAAGUUCACAUGACUUCUCAGAUUGCUUCAGAUCUAGUGAAACAUGGUACCUAG
Molecule: messenger RNA, 264 nt
Organism: Entrophospora sp. SA101
Lineage: Eukaryota; Fungi; Glomeromycota; Glomeromycetes; Entrophosporales; Entrophosporaceae
Source: the annotation of a GenBank genome assembly